Messenger RNA from Brassicogethes aeneus, 918 nucleotides. Lineage: Eukaryota; Metazoa; Arthropoda; Insecta; Coleoptera; Nitidulidae. The record is from the annotation of a GenBank genome assembly.
CUUAAUAAACCGCAUGAGUAUUUUUCUACACAAACCAUUAUUUAUAAAAGCCAAAAUCGUAAAUUCUCACCAUUACGGUAGUAACAAAUAUAAGUAAAUUACUUGGACAUAAAUUUCAGUCGUAUAAUAAAUUUUGCUAGGGGUUCCUAUAUCUGUACUGGUAUUGUAAAUUUUACUUUCGACGCGUCCUCUAAAGGAGUUAACAUGUCAAAGAUGUUGGGUGCGAUUUUUCUGGUUUUUAUAGCCAGUGCGGAAAGUUUGACCUUACCGGACACUUCAGAGAUCACGGGAGAUUAUUUAAGGACUAAAAGAGAUACUCCUGAGGGAAUUGAAGAUAUUUUAGGACCAGGUAUUCAGGACGCCUUCUUCCACACCUACGGCGACGACAAAGAUGGCGACGGAGAUCUACAGGGUUACUCGAAAAAAUACGACGAUGACGGUGAAGACGGAUACAAACAUUUUGACAGCUACCACAAAAAAGACGGUGACAACUAUGCGUUCGAGAAGCAUACGGAAUACGGACAAGAAAACAAAAACGAAGCGGACGCCGGGGAAAAAUCGCAAAAGUUGCAGGAAAACGAAGAAAUAAAUGAUUAUGAUGACGCAGAAGAAGAGGAUGAAACUAAAAAUGUAUACAAGGUGGCCGUUCCAUUAAAAGAGGUUGGAAAAAAAUACCUAAAAUCAAAUCCCUCUGCAACCUACAGACAAAAACGUCAAUCUGAUGAUAGAAGCUAUGAAAGAAGAAGCAACAGACGUAGAGACAGAUAUGAUGAUGAUGACGAUGACGAUGAUGACGACAGAAGGGGCCGUCGUUACAGACAAUCUGAUGAAGAUGACGAUGAUUACUGAAACGUCUUUCUAUCUAAGCAUAUUAUAUUUAAGCCAUAUGUUAUACUACUAAAAAUGUUUUCGUUUAAC